AUGCCGUCGCACGGCAAGAGAAGUUGGGAUGCAUCAGAGGAUACCGAGGCACGCAUUCACCCUCUCAAGGGACCUUCGAAAGACUACCCAGUAUGCGAUCAGUGCCGGUCACGAAAGAUUCGAUGCGGGAGAGAGCGGCCUCAUUGCUCCAACUGCGUCCGUCUCGGCCUUGAUUGUGAAUGGCUGGGACAGGGAAAGAAGCCUAACCAGACAACUUGGCUGAGCCACGCAGUAAACCGUCUCGGCGAUCGACUCCAGAAGCUAGAAGAUGCUGUCUCCGGUCUGCAAAGUUCCAAGGAUACCCAAGACUCUGAGACGACACCUCCCCCGAUGCCUGGCUCACCGAGUACCAUAACAAGCCCCUCUUGGGGCCGAAGCUGCGUUGUUCGAAACAUCGGCGGCCGCGAACGAUAUUACGGAUCCACGUCCUUGGUCUCGCUGAUGCAAGAUAUGGCGGCUAUCUUGCAAACCAACCUAUGCGAGAUGGAGAAUACCCAGAAUAGCUCGAGGCGUGUUACAAUUGCACGAGAAGAGAUUCUGAAACUGGCAGAGCCGCAUCAUAUGUACGCACAUGUCUCUGACGGUUCUGUUUUGACUGGUCCUCCUUUGGUUAUCGUCGAGGCCAUGAUCGAGCCAUACUUUGAGAUGGUAAAUCCCCAUAUGCCUCUAUGGACAAAGGAGAGCUUUCGACACCUUAUGGACUCUGCAGGAGAGUCUUCCAAUGCAUCGGAUAAGCGCGCUUAUGAUCCUUUUAAGCUUACAGGCUUUGUUGUCUCUCCGCAAACUUCCCUCUCCGAGGAUGUUGCUGCCUUGGUGUUCAGUUUCGCCGUCCACGUAGCCAAGUCGAUUGGACUUCGCCACGGGAGCUCGGCGAGCUCUACCGAAAGAGCCAAUGCCGAAGAGUGCCAGGAAAAACAACAAGUCAUGUACUGCAUGGUAUGCCUGAGCAGGGCUUUGGCCUGGGCUUCUGGUUUGUCCUUCAACCUGCCUGGUGUUGAUCUCCUUGAGCGCAGCCUCUCCAUCUCGUCAACCACAAGCCAUCUUGCCACUCGGGUCGCCCUUUUGCGCCUCGAAGAGCAGAUAUACAGUAGCCUAUACUCUGAUGAUGCUACUGAUCAAGGGCCAAAUGCCACUGGAAAGGUGGCUCUCGAUCAGUGUCGCAAACUGGAAGAUUGGGCAGCGAGCCACGCGGAGGAACUCGACGAAGGCCAGUAUUCUGGCACUCUCAGCAGUGAACUCUGCCACGACCUCUCUGUAAGGUUUUACUCCAUCCAGGCAUUGGCCUUAUGGCCUAUUCCGGAGGAUGCAUCAAUGUCGCCGUCGAUACUCGACGCUGCUCGGCGUUCUCUCCGAUUCUUCCAGAGACUGUGGACGGCGACCUCGGAAAGAGGACACCAUCUAGACUUGGCUCUACUCGUCGCUUCGUAUCCUCCUGUGCCCUUCUUCGAGCUCUCUAGGCAUGCCUUGACGAACCACCAGGCCUCUGACGAGGACUGGGAACUCCUGCACUCGUUCUCAAGCAUGAUUCGAAUGUUUGCAGAGUGGGCUGAAGAAACCUCUCUUAUGAAGAGACUGCUAAAGUUCUGCGACAUCAUGCUGCAUUUGAUCGACGCAGAUCGCGAAGAGAAGUCAUCAAGACGACCAGAAAGUCGGCCUGCAUCAGUCGGUCAGGCUUACAUACAUACCUUGGAACCAAUACCCGGAAACAUGGCCCCGAUAGUUCACCCAUACGGAGGAGACUCGGUCGCUUCUUCCUCCCGUAGCACUUCCACACCUAUCUCGGGGUUUGCUCAACCGAUGCAUCCAACUUCGGAUGCAGAGCCGAUCUCGCUUCCCACAGUGUCAGAAUCAAUCAUUUCGUCGUCCUUGGGCUCGUUUGAUGGCGUGUUUGGAGGAAGACUGAGUCCGAUUGGUGACUUGGAAGGAUGGAUGGUUGAACCUGGAGCCCAAGGGGCGCCUCUACCCAACUCGAUGCCGAAUUUCAUGUUUCAAGAUGGCAGUGCUUUUUCGUUUGAUAGAAUCGAUCUUGGAUGA
This is a messenger RNA of Fusarium vanettenii 77-13-4, 2034 nucleotides long. RefSeq lists its product as uncharacterized. Bases 1 to 2034 code for a protein of 677 amino acids. Lineage: Eukaryota; Fungi; Ascomycota; Sordariomycetes; Hypocreales; Nectriaceae. Gene Ontology annotation, molecular function: RNA polymerase II cis-regulatory region sequence-specific DNA binding; zinc ion binding; DNA-binding transcription factor activity, RNA polymerase II-specific. The record is from RefSeq and is a predicted model, not a curated record. The transcript is spliced from 7 exons. Gene Ontology annotation, cellular component: nucleus. Gene Ontology annotation, biological process: positive regulation of transcription from RNA polymerase II promoter by galactose.